Molecule: messenger RNA, 1117 nt
Organism: Phymastichus coffea
Lineage: Eukaryota; Metazoa; Arthropoda; Insecta; Hymenoptera; Eulophidae
Gene: unc-119
Product: protein unc-119 homolog
Exons: 5
Coding region: 418-1104 (228 amino acids)
Biological process (GO): lipoprotein transport; cilium assembly; nervous system development
Cellular component (GO): cilium
Molecular function (GO): lipid binding
Source: RefSeq, a predicted model, not a curated record
UAUAGAUUGCACUCAUUUUGUAUACACAACUGCUGUCCACGUCGAGUUUUAUUGUAAAUUGCCAUUUCCAUUUAUAAUUUUACGUGAUGAAAUAGUAAAUUAUAUUUUAUAAAAAGUAAAAUCAAAAGACUUAUAAAAAAUAGCAUAUAUACUUAAAAUAAUCAAACAACCGAAUUAAUUUUUUAAAUAAAAUUAACACUUGAGAGAAACAACUUUCUAAAAAUCAGGGAAAUCUAAGCUAUAUUUUCCGUAAAGUUUCAUGUUACAUAUACACAGAUAGGUAUAUAUGCGUUACGUGGUGAUAACGAUUAGUCGUAAAUUAUUUAUACAGAAGAUAAAAAUUGUCCACUACAAAAUGAUUGACAAUUGAAAAACUGACGAUUUUUUCAUAAUUGAAAAUAAACGAUAAAUAUAAUCAUGAGUCUUGUAAAUGAAAAAUCAAGUAAUGACAAUGAUUCAGUCACUAAUAAAAAUAUUUUAGAAGAAGAAAAAGAAAAUGAUAAUGGAAACAUCAAGGAAACCCAGCAUAUAACACCUGAUAUGGUUUUACGUUUACCUUCAAUAACAGACCACUAUCUGUGCUCACCAGAAGCCAAUACUUAUGAUAUUGAUUUUACUAGGUUUCAAAUACGUGACCUAGAAACGGGUACAAUACUUUUUGAAAUUUCAAAACCUCCACUUUCAGAAGAAUUAAAUCAUCAAACGCCAUCAUCAAUUGAAGAACACAGAGUAGACGCUAAUGCUGGAAGAUUUGUGCGUUAUCAAUUUACUCCUCAAUUCUUGAAACUUAAGACUGUUGGAGCUACAGUUGAGUUCAUGGUUGGUUCAAGGCCUGCUCGAAACUUUCGAAUGAUUGAAAGACACUUUUUCAGAGAUACACUGCUUAAAACAUUUGAUUUUGAGUUUGGAUUUUGCAUACCUAAUAGUAAAAAUACCUGUGAACAUAUUUAUGAAUUUCCAACACUUCCACCUGAGUUAGUUGCAGAGAUGAUUGCCCAUCCUUUUGAAACAAGAUCAGAUUCAUUCUAUUUUGUUGAUGACCAACUUGUGAUGCAUAACAAAGCUGACUAUGCAUAUAAUGGUGGAACAGACAAAAAAGAUUAAAGUGUUUAAUGUU